AUGAAAUCACUUCUAUUUCUUCUGCUUUUCUAUUACUGGCAGAUUUCCUUCGCCCAAAAGUGCUCGAGCCCGGAAGUAUCAAGAAAGCUAUCAUUUAUUUAUAAAACAGUACCAUUAUAUCAAAUUCAACUGAUAGAAUGUUUCUAUACUGACGGCAAUCCGAAAAAUGAUUAUUACGAUAUUACCAAAAACUGCGUUACUGCUGCCAGGACCCGAAUAUUCAUUGAUAAAUAUGGCUACCAUCACCAUGUUGACGAGAAAGAAUCCAAAGUUUCUCUUAGAACGUACAUUGCCGAUGCUGAUGUAUCACAGAACGUAGUUUUUCUUAGAUCCGGAAAGAAAUGCAAGCAUGAUGCUGGUUUUUGCUAUGACUCUUCUGAAGGAAAUAACUACGCCGUAGUCUGGGCAGUCAACUCAGUAACAAAAACCAUAUGCUCCAAUCAACUGCAACAAAUUUACCACGGUGAUAUUGAUUUUUGGACCUUUACUGAAGAAGACAGAAAAUAUCUUUUUUACUCUGAUCCUCUAAGAGAUCAGUCAUUUUCGUUAAGCCUAUCAAACACAACCGUUUGCUACGGAAAACAAGCUUGGUAUGUCGAAGAACAAGGUCUCUUAGUAUCAUUUACUAGUUUGCUACCUUAUGUUAAAUCCACAUCAUGUUUGGACGAAAACCUCUUCCCGCCAUUCCAAUCUAAAGGAGAUAUUAGUGCCAGUAUUAUUAGGGACUGCACUGUGAAAUCCUACAACUUAAACUUUGAUAGUACGAUAGAUACCGAUUAUUUAUCAGAUUCAAAAAAUCUUAAAAUCAUUCUCAAAUUUUAUCAACAAAAUAUUAAUAACAACAAAGAUGCCAUCAACAAACUGGCAAAAUAUAUACAGAAUCACAUUGUCAAGGAAUCAUCUUCAAAUGUACUUUCAAAAUUUGAUAAAAUAAACUCAUCAAUACAAACAAAUUUAAAUAAUAUUAACAAACUGUUCAAAGAUAUAAACCAGCUGAAAACUGCAGAUAAAGAUAUUUAUUCGACAAUAAAAAAUUUAACGAAUAAUGUUAAACAAUUAAAGAUAGGCACUAGGGACUUUAAUAAAAAUAAUAAAAAAUUAAAUGGGAGAAUCCCAUUUCAAAAUAAUAGAAGAAAAUAUUUAAACAAAUUUAAAAAUGAUGUUUACAAGAAAUUGCACGACUAUAAUACAGAUAUCAGAAAUGAGUUAGAUAAAGUUAAGCAAUCAUCAGGAUCAAAUGUUAUAAACACACUUAAUCCAGCGAUACAAAGUCUUAACCAUAGCAAUACAAACUGCUUAAAUAAAGUAACUAUACUCAAAAAAGACACAGAACAGUCCUUACAACAGUUACAAAAGGACUUGAUGAUCACUCAAGACUCACUGGGAAAAAAUGUCAAGAAGUUUAUAUUGGCCAAUCUAACAAACAUUGAAAUGGUUUUUAGUAGAAAAUUAAACGGUCUUUUAGCAUCUGCAAAUAAAAAAUGCGACAAAUCACUGAAUGAUGUUACCGCCUUUAAGAAUAUUCUUGAGGACGAUCUAGCAAAGCUGGAAGGGAAGCUUGAGAAAUGCUCAUUUGUUCAAAAGACAACUUCCGAUGAACUGAAAAGGGCAGAACAAGCUUUAUCCACUAGAAUUUCAUCUUCAGCAAACGACAUUAAGGAAUUAAAAGAUUCUCUACACAAUUACGUAAAUAUGUCACUUUCUAGUCCAACAGAUAAUAAUAAUAAUGAGUUUUCUCAGAAACUUGCUGAUUUAAAAAGAAACCUGUCAGUCAGAUUAUCCAAUGACGAAUAUCGUUUAAGCGAAGUAGAGACACAUGUACAAAAGCUUAUGAGUGAGAAAAGUAAUUCGCUUGACACUGUUAUCCAGGACAUUAAAAAUAAUGUAUCAGUAUUGCAAGUUAUUCACGUUGAGCUUGCUCCAAUCGUGGAAGCAGGCGUUUUGUCCAAAAUUAAACCCUUAUUAGACUCUACUCUGAUAACAAAAAAUGUUAGCCGUGACUUAGAUGUCUUAAAAGAAGGGAUUGCUGUACAAUUCACCGAUUCUGGUAAAAAAAUAGCAGAUCUUGAAAAAGAAGUAGAUUCCUGCAAAAGGCUUUCUGGAACCAAGUUGAAAGAAAAUGAAAAGAAAAUAGGGCAAGUUGAGAAUACUUUAUCCAGAACACAAAUGACUCUAGUUGAUUUAUCGGAAAAGUUGAAUAAUGGUGUUCUCAAACAAGUCAAUAAAAAAGUAACAUCUGCUUUCGACAAAAGCGCCAAAUGCGAAUCCGAAGUAAAGCAUCUACAGAAUGAGAUUAAAAAGUUAAGGAAUGAUUUUGAAAAGACCGUGGCUAGUCUCAGAGCAGAAAAUAAAGAAUUAGCAAAGAACUUGGAACCACAAGACGUAAAUUGAUAUAAUAGGUAUAAAGUGGAAACUCAUUCUAUUUUUAUUAUUUUUUUUAUUUAGCAAGGUGGCGGCUCGUGGCCUUGGAGACAGGGUCGGCAAGGUUUUUUUUAUCUCCUCAUAUAGG
Diabrotica virgifera virgifera (western corn rootworm) is the source of this 2509-nucleotide messenger RNA. Its product is annotated as putative leucine-rich repeat-containing protein DDB_G0290503. The record is from RefSeq and is a predicted model, not a curated record. NCBI's taxonomy places the organism in Eukaryota, Metazoa, Arthropoda, Insecta, Coleoptera, Chrysomelidae. The transcript has 2 exons. The coding region runs from base 1 to 2391 and encodes 796 amino acids.